AUGACGGCUGCAUUGGUAGCAAUAUUGGAUCGUAGGAGAAUAAGGAGACGACAGGCUGUCCCAAGAGUAAUCCGAGAUCGAAAUAAUCCACUUGAUUUCAUGAACGAUGUGGAGCUUCAAAACAAAUACAGACUUGAUAGGGAUGGUAUAUUGUAUCCGUGUAACAAACUGCAACUGGAUCUCGAAAGGUCUACACGUAGAAGUGGGGCAUUGCCACUUUCACUGCAAGUGAUAGCUGCACUACGAUACUUUGCCACAGGAAGUUUUCAGGCAGUUACUGGAGAUGUUCACGGCUUAAGUCGUUUUUCUGUGUCACGAUGUGUACACACAGUUAGUCGCUCCAUAGUUAACAAACUGAUGAAAAUCCAUAUAAAAUUUCCUCGUGAAAAUAAUGAAAUAAGAAGUGUUAAAAGGGACUUGUACAACUUGGCUGAUUUCCCAAAUGUACUUGGAGCUUUGGAUGGUACCCUGAUCCCUAUCAAAGACCCCUCAAUUGACGAACAUUUAUAUUUCAGCCACAAAGGGUACCAUGCCAUCAACGUGCAGUGUGUGGUAUCAGCCAAGGGCGUAUUUUUAGACAUAGUGGCAAAAUGGCCUUGUGCAACGCAUGAUGCACUGAUAUGGAGAAAUUGUGAUCUUGCGCAACAGUUUGAAACUGGCCACAUCAAGGAUGGGUGGUUAUUAGGAGAGUCUGGAUACUCACUAAAGCCAUGGUUGAUGACUCCAGUCUCAAACCCGACCACUAGGCAAGAGAGAGCCUACAACAGAUCACACAAAAUUACAAGAUGCUCUUGUGAAAGAGCCUUUGGUGUGUGGAAGUCUCGCUGGCGGUGCCUCCAUAAAUCAGGUGGUGGUAUGAUGUUUGUUCCCGACGGAUGUGUGUACGUCAUUGUUGCUACCGCUGUACUGGAGAACAUAUGUAAAGAAAGAAAUAUCCCAUGCCCUGAUAAUGGUGAGGAUGAAUGUGAAAGCAGUGACGAAGAAGAAGAGGAUGACGAACAUGACGCCACUUAUCAUCAGCAUCUCAGGGAUGGAGCUAUUACAAGACAGCAGCUGAUACAAAUAUAUUUCAACAACUAA
This is a messenger RNA of Gigantopelta aegis, 1080 nucleotides long. RefSeq names its product putative nuclease HARBI1. Lineage: Eukaryota; Metazoa; Mollusca; Gastropoda; Neomphalida; Peltospiridae. The record is from RefSeq and is a predicted model, not a curated record. The transcript has a single exon. The coding region runs from base 1 to 1080 and encodes 359 amino acids.